CUUAUUGGUGCACGUCUGAACUUCAGUCGUAGAAGUUGAACAGUGCAGGCUAUCAUUUGCGAGCGUCAGUUUCCAAAUCGAGGCAUGGUGAGAUAUAUUACCUCACUAAUAUAUUCGUGAAUUUGUCGUUUGUGUUUGAAAAUUCAUCGAUCUUCAUCAACAUGGCUCAACCAUUGCAAAAUGUGUCAAUCGCUCCAGUCAUACCAGUGUUCGACCAAAACAGUUCCGAAUACGCAGCAAUAAUGGUGGCAAUCAAGUAUGAUCACAAACGCACUGCAAAAAUUAUACUAAAUAAUCCAUCAUCUAUGAUCAUAUCAAAAUUACAAGAGAUUUUAGUCGCCGUAGUUAUUACGAGACCUGGAUGGACGGACGUGAUUGAUCAAUUGUUCAAGGUUGGAGCUAAACCUGAAAUGCAAAAUGUAAAUGGAGAUACUAUCUUGCAUGUCGCCUUCAACAAUCCUACUUCGUAUAGCAUUGUUGAUUCACUGCUAAAACGUUAUCUAAGCAGGAGCUACUUGAAUCUUGCGAACUUCAAAGGUAUCAGUAUUUUACACAUCGCCUGCACGAGACCAGACAUGGAUGUUAUCGGACAAUUGCUUGAUGCUAAUCCUCCUGACGCGAUUCAUACGAAAGAAGAGUCCGAACUUACUCCCUUGCAUUAUGCAGUGAUGUGUGAUAGACUUGAAGUAACUAAUUUCCUUAUCCAACGUGGAGCUGAUAUUUACGAAGUAGAUGGCAACAGAUCAACACCGCUACAUUGGGCACUCUAUCGGCGCAGUGUUCCGAUUAUCGACUUGCUUCUAUCGAUGGAUUCGCGAAAAACAAAUUUGACCAAUGUUCACGGUCUGUCGCACUUCAUGGCAGCGUGCGCGGGCAGCGAUGAAACAGUCGUCGAGUAUUUUCUCCUUAAUGGACGUUCCAAAGACUUGGUCAAGAAUAAAGUUUUCAAUUGUGAUUAUUUUACAGAUUAUACCCCUUUGCACUUUGCCGUUCAAUUGGGCCGUUAUAAAACUGUUGAACUGCUUCUUCAUGAAAAAGCUAAUUGUUGUGCUUCUGCUUAUAAUAACCUUACGCCACAUGCACUCGCUGAAUUCAGAGGAAACAAGCGUAUAAGGGAAUUAUUGCAAAAACACUGCUUGGAAAAAAAAGGAUUGAAAAUGAUAUCUUAGUCCGGAUUUUCAUCAAUGGGCUCAAAAAUACAAGUAAUCGUUUCCCACAAAGAGUUUUUACGAUCAAACGUCUUUAUAAUAUGUAUAACAGUUUCAUCCAGAUGCAAUUUAACAAUAAACUUUGUUAAACUUGAGUCUAAAGGAAAAAGUGUUUGGACUGAUUUCGAUUAAGAGUAAUAAAUAACUUUGAGACCUUCGUAUUUAAGUGGGAACGAUUGGACGAUUGGAAAAACUGAGGCGAUUUCAAGAUUAAGCCACUUGUAGGUCAUAGGUUAUUUGUAAUUAAACUUUUAUUAACGUUAUUUGUAAAAAUAUUUUUUUAUUAUUUGUGAAUAACCAUAAUAAAAAUUUAAAAAAUGUAUAUAUUCAAUGCAACGCGUGUGAAAUAUUUUUAUUGAAAAUCUAAAAAUAUAUUAUUCUAGGUUUUAAUUUGUAUUGCUAGUUUUUAACAGAAAGCCAUUUGAAAUAUCCUAAUAAUACCUGCUACUUAUCUGUGACAAAAAAAAUUAAUAUGAAACAGAAAAAAAU
Molecule: messenger RNA, 1697 nt
Organism: Phymastichus coffea
Lineage: Eukaryota; Metazoa; Arthropoda; Insecta; Hymenoptera; Eulophidae
Product: ankyrin-3-like
Exons: 3
Coding region: 162-1169 (335 amino acids)
Molecular function (GO): protein binding
Source: RefSeq, a predicted model, not a curated record